ACGCCGGCAUACAACACGAACCUGGCCGCUUAUAUCACUCAGAAGCAUAAUGAAGUACGUGCUCGGGUUUCUCCUCCGGCUGCCGAUAUGCUGAAAAUGCGCUGGAGCUCCAGUGCCGCUCAGAAGGCACAGGACUGGGCAGACCAGUGUCGCGGAGGUCACAACAGCGCUUCGGAACGAAGAACUACGCAAUUCGGAUGCGGACAAAAUUUAUUGCGCACAUUUAACGGACCGUUCUCGUGGAACGAUGUUUUGCAAAUAUGGUCUACCGAUGAGGCGCGAUUUUUUCGUUAUGGACAUUCGGGAAACAAUCCCAGUGUGGUCGGACACUAUGUUCAGAUGAUCUGGGCUGGAACUUUCCAAGUGGGUUGUGGAUACCGGAAUUGUGGAUCGUGGCAGCUGUAUGUCUGCCAUUAUUGCCCCUCCGCAUCCAAUUACCACGACGCGCUUCGGCCUUAUAAAGCCGGAACCGCAUGCAGUGCUUGUCCUGGACAGUGCCACCACAAUCUUUGUGUAAAUAGUUGUCCUUACGAAAACCGUUACUCCAACUGCGAAUAUAUGGCUAGAUAUCGCGGAUUAUGCCAACAUCCAACCCUGGCAAGCGGAUGUAAAGCCUCAUGCCAUUGUGGCAGCCGUAACCUCCUCUAUACCCCGUAAAUGCACUGGAACAUAGUUUCAGUUCGGAUUCGUGAUCGAAUCAG
Molecule: messenger RNA, 701 nt
Organism: Paramacrobiotus metropolitanus
Lineage: Eukaryota; Metazoa; Tardigrada; Eutardigrada; Parachela; Macrobiotidae
Product: cysteine-rich secretory protein 3-like
Exons: 5
Coding region: 88-657 (189 amino acids)
Cellular component (GO): extracellular region
Source: RefSeq, a predicted model, not a curated record